Molecule: messenger RNA, 5891 nt
Organism: Siniperca chuatsi (mandarin fish)
Lineage: Eukaryota; Metazoa; Chordata; Actinopteri; Centrarchiformes; Sinipercidae
Gene: chsy3
Product: chondroitin sulfate synthase 3
Exons: 4
Coding region: 339-2798 (819 amino acids)
Cellular component (GO): Golgi cisterna membrane
Molecular function (GO): glucuronosyl-N-acetylgalactosaminyl-proteoglycan 4-beta-N-acetylgalactosaminyltransferase activity
Source: RefSeq, a predicted model, not a curated record
CGUGUGGUUCUGUGUGAUUUAGACAACUUCAAGUUACGCCCCCCUCUUGCAGUCCGCAGACAGACCCCUCUCGACUGGGUUAGUUUGAGAUAGGCUACAGUUUCAAAUGGGAUAGGCGAGUUUGGAGUAUGUAUCAGACUAUUCAGAAGGGGAAACAUGUCUGUUUGGCCGCCAAAAAAUCAUGCUACCAGAGGUGGAAAGUGUAUUUUUUCACAUCAGGUAGGACACCUAUAAUGCUCUACAGAGAUUUAUGAUGCCCAUAUACGGCGGCACCUCCCCAGACAACGGCAGCAUUCGUGCAUCACCGCCGAGCUAAACUCAUCGUAAGGUAAACAGCAAUGGCUCUGAAAUCAAGGAGACCGUGGACGACCGUGAUUUUCGGCGUCUUUCUCGGAUUCACCGCGUCCUCUUGGCUCAUCGUACCUCAGGUUCUGGAAAGUAAAAGGAAAAAAUCUCCCGCGUGUUUGUACUAUAGUGACUCUUCCGUUGGUAAAGGUCCUGCCAUCCUCGGGCACACCGCGGCUAUCAAAGACCGGCACAGCCCGCAGUUAAGUCAAGAGGAGGACAGGAUAUUCAGUACGGGGAACAGUAGCGGAGAUACCGGGAGACCCAUAAGCAGACCAAAGCAUUUCGUCUAUGUCGGCGUGAUGACAGCAAAAAAAUAUCUUCGGUCUCGCGCCGUGGCUGCGUACAAGACCUGGGUGAGUUCCAUACCCGGGAAGGUGGAGUUUUUCUCGAGCGCUGGCUCUGGCACAGUCCACGUGCCCAUCCCUGUCCCUGUGGUUUCGCUGGCAGGUGUGGAUGACUCCUACCCGCCACAGAAGAAGUCAUUCAUGAUGCUGAAGUACAUCCACGACCACUACCUGGAUAAAUACGAGUGGUUCAUGAGGGCAGAUGAUGACGUUUACAUAAGAGGUGAGAAGCUGGAGUUGUUCCUGCGGUCGCUGAACAGCAGCAAGCCCCUUUACCUCGGCCAGACAGGCCUGGGCAUGGCUGAGGAGUUGGGCAGACUGGCCCUAGAGCCCGGAGAGAACUUCUGCAUGGGAGGCCCUGGGAUGAUCUUCAGUAGAGAAGUGCUACGCAGGAUGGUCCCUCACAUCAAUACCUGUCUGAGGGAGAUGUACACCACCCACGAGGAUGUGGAAGUGGGCCGCUGUGUGCGACGCUUUGGUGGAACACAAUGUGUAUGGUCUUAUGAGAGACACGUUCUGCUCCUUAAAAGAUGGAUGCAGCAGCUCUUCUAUGAGAACUAUGAACACAAGCUUCAAGGUUUCAUUGAAGAACUUCGCAGUAGCAAGAUCCACAAUGCCAUUACACUCCACCCCAACAAAAAGCCUGCCUACCAGUACCGGCUCCACGGCUUCAUGCUGAGCCGUGAGAUCUCAAGGCUUCGUUACCGCACCAUCCUGCUCCACCGUGAAGGCCUGAUUAUGAGUUACCUCAGUGAUACAAAAGUACUGUGGGAGGACCAACAGCUGGGGUCCCCACCUUCCUACAUGCUCUAUCAGCCCAAUGAGAGAAAUUAUGUCAUUGAGUGGGAUUUCCUGACAGGCCGCCAUAUUUAUUCUGCUGUUGAGAACAAGAUGGCUCGGCAAAGCCUUGGGAACUUGUUUCGGACUGCACUAGAAGACAUUAUACUCCAGGUCAUGGAAAUGAUUAAUGAGAAUUCGAAAACACGUGGCCGUGUAAUUGACUUUAAAGAGAUUCAGUAUGGCUACUAUAGAGUGGAUCCAAUGCAUGGUGCAGAAUACAUCUUAGACAUACUGCUUCUAUACAAGAAACAUAAAGGACGCAAAAUAACAGUGCCUGUGAGGCGGCACACUUACCUUCAGCAGUCCUUUAGCCGACCCUUCUUUACUGAAACUGAAGAGUUAAAUGUGGCUGAACUUGUGGCUGCCAUCAACUCUGAAUCCCAAUCCCUGUCUUUCCUAUCCAAUUCUCUGAAGUUCUUGUCUCCUUUCCAGGUUUAUGAAUCAACCAGGGAAAUGUGGAAGCAAAGCCAGAGAAAGGUCAACAUUCUUGUCCCAUUGUCUGGUCGCUACGACACCUUUGUCCGCUUUAUGGAGAACUUUGAGAAAAUGUGUUUGAUACCUAAACAAAAUGUUAAGCUCUCCAUCAUUCUGGUGGACAAUGAGAGCAAUCAAAACAGAGGAAAACACAUUCAGUUAAUCAAAUUCUACUACGGGAGGUAUCCCAAAGCUGACCUGUCCGUAAUCCCCAUGACAGGCAACUUUUCACGAGGACUGGCUCUGGAGCUGGGCUCCUCACAGCUUGAUAAUGACACUCUACUCUUCUUCUGCGAUGUUGAUCUUAUCUUUAGUGUUGAUGCCUUGCAACGCUGUAGAGACAAUACUGUCCAAGGGAUACAGGUCUAUUUCCCUGUUGUCUUUAGUCAGUACAACCCUAAGAUAGUGUAUUCUGAGAAGGCCCCAAGAGAAAACAAAUUUGUGCUCACCAAAAAAAGUGGUUUCUGGCGAGAUUAUGGCUUUGGAAUCACCUGUGUUUUCAAGAGUGAUUUAGUGAAAGCCGGAGGUUUUGACACCUCAAUCCUUGGCUGGGGAUUGGAAGACGUAGACUUGUUCACAAAAGUUAUUAAUUCUGGUUUAAAAGUGUUACGCAGUCAAGAACCAGGAAUUGUCCACAUUUAUCAUCCUGUCGACUGCAACACAAGUCUUGACCAGAAGCAACACAAAAUGUGCCUUCGGUCAAGAGCAAGCACGUUUGCAUCAACAAUGCAGUUAGCAGAGCUGUGGCUGGAGAAACACAUUGAGGAAGGGUAUAACAGAACUUCAUCCUGAAAUUCCAGUCCCCCUGGACUCCUCCAUGCAAGUUUACCUCAGUUCUGCUUUAAUGCAGACAGCGAUGGACUGUGUGUAUGUGUUGUAGUGUGACUGUGGAUCAGAGGGCUUCGUAUGCCGGAAGAUUUGACCCAGAAAGGACCCAAGACUAUCCUAUCCAAAACGGAGCUGGACCUAACCAUUUCAAACCACACAAGACCCCACAUUAGAGCUGGCUAUCGUUUAAAAAAUUUCAAUACCAGUACCAAAACCAGUACCCUUAAAGUGAUACUGAUAGCAAUAGAGUACUUCAAUUGAUACUCAUCAUGUGAAUGGAAGCAUUCAGUUGCGUAAAAUGCCACCACUCCUCCCCAUCCAAUUGAUUUUUACACAAAUACAUUUUGAAAGUGUUCUUUAAUUCGAUUUUCAUGAAAGACAUAACUGUAGAGAGCCAGCACAACAAACCAGCCUUGUUUAUCACAGUUUUGAGUAAUGGGAAUUGUUAAUUCUGAAGGAUAUAAGUUAACAGUUUGAGUCAAGCAUAGAGGUUGUAUUAGGCUAUGCAUAGCUCUGGUUGUGUCUGUUUUACAAACCAACUGCAAAAAAACAAACGCAAAGCCAGCGGUGCUGCUGAUACAGCGGAUUGUGAGCUGAAGUUUCCUCGAUUAACACGCCGAUCUCUUCGGCUGUCGCUGUCCCUCCUGCCUGGCCUGCCUGUGCCAGGUGUCCGCAAGGCAGACUGCCACACACUGGUCCGGAGCUGGGUCCGGGUCCAGCCCGCCGGAGAACAAGGAGAAGAAGUGCUCUGUAUGUGUGGAGGGGCAGCACGGUGGCAGCCCGCUGUAUAUUGCUGCUGUACGUAGCUGCGAUAGUGGGCCAAUCACACGUCACAUUAAAUCGAAGAAUGCUUGCAGUGAUUGGCUGCGAGCAAAACCAUGCAAAUAGUCUUUUUUUUUUCUAGAUCGGGGUACAAAAAGGGUCAAAUGCAGGUAUCGUUUAACUGGAGACGUUUCGAUACUACUUGGUACUGGGUUAUUUCGGUCGAUACCUUUUAAAGGUAUCGAGUACCGAUACCCAGCCCUACCCCACAUCCGAACUGACUUGACAGUAGGCAGACAACCUUGAAGGGAUCCAGAGGAAAUAGUACAAGAACACAACCAAAUCUUGAAUUGCUGCACCCAAUUUGUUGGAAGCCUGCGUAAAACAGUGUCUACUACCUUAUCCAGUUCCAAACCAGCUGGAAAAACCACUGACUAAAUACAAAUUAGCUGAUAGUUGCUGCAUUGGACAUUGUACUGUUCACUUCAGCUCUUAAAAGAAAAUGACCCAAAGAACAAGCUAUGUCCAUAAUCCCUGACGGGCGAUUUCAAGUAAUGUGUAAUCAUGGCAAGAAAUAAAAAAUAAAAGGAAAAAAUAUUAUAUUUUAGUUUUACACAAAGUGCUGCUUUAAUGUGUUGCAGGUUUAAGUACACAGCAGAAUCACCGCUUGCAACUCUGUUAACCAAUGAAUUAAAUACUGUGUAUGGCUGUUGAGCAGCAUUGUCUGCUGCAUUUCACAAUCUGUAUGUGUGUUUGUGUGUGAGAAAGUGGGAGUUGACCCCCUUUGCAGACCUGAAGCUGAGGCUGUGUGGGUACUGUCCCUGCCUAGUUAGCCUGUUGUUCAGCUAUUUCUCUAAUUUCCACUCUCAAGUCCAGUUGUUUUCUAUCUUACCUAUGGUAGGCAUCGUUUGUUUACCUUGUUUUUAUUAAUGCAAAACCAUGGGGAUUCAGCAGUUUACUACUAUCUUGAGUGUGUUUCCUGCCAUUAAUCAAAAUGUAACUAGAGGACUGCCAAUAGAAUGUUUACAAGGUGCAUAGUAUUCAUCAUGAUGGCAUUUGUAAAAUUUAAGCAAAUGUGUGAUUGUCGGACUGUCAAGUUGAAAAGUUACAAAAAUUGUCGGACACAGACCCACAAUGCUACUGCUGGAAAAGUGUAGAGAGAGAGGAUUUCAGAUGCUGUUCGAUGAUCCAACAAAAACUUAAUUUGAAGCAUACUGACCCCAUUAAAGUCACAGGCACAAUCAGACAAUCUCUAACAUAAUGAAGCUUCACUCGAGAAAGUAGUUGCAUUUUGAUUGGCUGAGUGAUGAUGCAGGAUGUCAUGUCAUCAAAAUGUUGGGUCAUCUCUGGUCUUGUCAGUUCCAGUCAAACUUCUGGACAGACCUAACACCUGUAGCGAUUACAGUCUGAAUGGACUGGAAUCAUGGUGGACUUUGGAGUUUGGACCCAAGACCUGGUUUGAGUAGGGCCAGUUCCUCUCAUGUUACAUUCAGAUAGCUAUGGUGCAAAUGUUUUUUUGUGUCAUUCAGUUCUACAGUAUCUUCCAAAGGACAUUAUUGAGCUAAGCAAAGGACAUUUUCUUAGCCAUUACUUUAUGGCUUCUCCUAGACUGUAAUUAAUUGUUAUUAUAUUAUUUAUUUCUUACUGCCGUAGAGAUUAUGACAUUCACACUUCUUCCUUAGGACCACAUCUUACCACCCAGUGCAUUGCAGCCUUUUGCUUUAACUGAUAUGGUACCUAAUGCCUAUUGAAAAGGAAUGAAAAGUGAAAAAGAAUAAUCUGGUAAAUAAUAGUUGGAACAAACUGGCAAAACAGCUUUGAAUUCGCCUGGUAUUUCCUAAAAUUAGUGAGUGUGAUCAUCAGGCUAUCUUUAAAUGAUAGUUGGUGAACAGAGCUCAGUUAUGUAGGUAAAUAAAUUGGUAAUUAUGUAAUCGGAACAUUUACCUGUAAAGUACCAUAUAACCGUUACUUUUUAUGUUUUUUAAAGAACUGAAUGCUCUACAGUGAGUGAUGACAGAUUCAUGGCACUAGAAUCCAUAAAAAAAUCUGUACAUUUUUACAGAAGCAUAUUGCAGAAACAAUUGGAGAUGUAAUAAUAACAAGAAAACAAUUUUAGAAUUACAAGAUCUUUAUCUCAUAAUUAUAACAUCAGGCUACUGUAAUAAUAAUCAUUUGCAUAGAUUCUGUCAAGAGUAACUUUAUGGUUUUGUUGCCAAGCAUAAUGGCUUUAAAGUCUGCUAGCAAUAACAACUGCUAUAGUAACAACUGAUAAUUUAUAAUAAAUGUUUAAACAGA